This is a messenger RNA of Chelmon rostratus (copperband butterflyfish), 3457 nucleotides long. RefSeq names its product homeobox protein otx5-like. The record is from RefSeq and is a predicted model, not a curated record. The coding region runs from base 653 to 1543 and encodes 296 amino acids. The transcript is spliced from 3 exons. NCBI's taxonomy places the organism in Eukaryota, Metazoa, Chordata, Actinopteri, Chaetodontiformes, Chaetodontidae. Gene Ontology annotation, molecular function: DNA-binding transcription factor activity, RNA polymerase II-specific; RNA polymerase II cis-regulatory region sequence-specific DNA binding. Gene Ontology annotation, biological process: regulation of transcription by RNA polymerase II; multicellular organism development. Gene Ontology annotation, cellular component: nucleus.
CUCCUCAGGGACCAGGUACCGUCAGGGGCCCCUACACGUUUCCGCGCCCAUCAGACCGCAGACGGCCGAACUAGUUGUGGAACUUCUGCUUUUGGUACCUUUCACCUGGCGACGUCGAUGCGCACCGCAAUUACGCACGACUUUAAUGGACAAACUGCGUCACAGCACUUGUGCAGAUUAGUUAGCCUUUACUAGUUUUUGAAUUGGUGUCUUAAUUUUUGGUCUUGGGUUCGGACUUAGUUGUUGUUGUCAUUCUUGUCUGGAUAGAGGAAGCAUAAAAUAUCCGCCCGGUUCCUACAAUAGAUGUGUUUUUACGCGUCUGGUUAACACAGGUGUGAAGGCGCACCGCCGUUACUUUUACAGGUAGAACCGCAGGUGUCUGGUUCCACGGCACUGAGCCAGAGCUGUAAACAAAGAUAACAAAGAAGAAGGCCAGCAAGGAGAAAUCAAAAACAACAACUUAGUGACAAACAACCCAGGGUACGAGAAAAACAGAGAGGGAGGGAGUGACAGAAAAAAACGAGAGAGAGAGAGAGAAAGAGAGAGAGAUAGAGACACCCCCUGGAGACUAGCUAGGAGACCCGGCCCCCGGUCUGAGAGAAGGAGAGAGAGAGUAAGGGAGUGAGGGAGUGUUUUAAAGCCGGCAGGAGGCAUGAUGUCCUACAUUAAGCAACCCCAUUACGCCGUGAACGGGUUAACGCUGUCCGGCCCGGGCAUGGAUCUGCUCCACUCCGCCGCCGUUGGAUACCCCAGCACACCGCGUAAACAGCGUCGGGAGCGCACCACCUUCACGCGUGCACAGCUGGACAUCCUGGAAGCUCUGUUUGCCAAAACCCGCUACCCAGACAUCUUCAUGAGGGAGGAGGUGGCCCUCAAGAUCAACCUGCCCGAGUCUCGAGUCCAGGUGUGGUUCAAGAACCGCCGUGCCAAGUGCCGCCAGCAGCAGCAGCAGAGCACAGGCCAGUCCAAACCACGGCCCCCCAAAAAGAAGGCAUCCCCUGCUCGUGAGGCCAACGCAGAAGCCAGUGCCAACCCCACCAAUGGACCCUACAGCCCUCCACCCCCUCCUCCUGGCACCGCCAUCACCCCUAGCUCCAGCUCUGCUAGCGCCACGGUGUCCAUCUGGAGCCCAGCCUCCAUCUCCCCGCUGCCAGACCCCCUGUCUGCCUCCACCACCCCCUGCAUGCAGCGCACCACCACCUACCCCAUGACCUACACCCAGGCCCCAGCCUACAGCCAGAGCUAUGCAGGCUCCUCCUCUUACUUCACUGGUCUGGACUGUAGCUCCUACCUGUCCCCCAUGCACCCGCAGCUGUCGGGCACCGGAGGCGCUCUGAGCCCCAUCACAGCCUCCUCGAUGGGUGGGCCCCUCAGCCAGUCCCCUGCCUCGCUCUCCUCCCAGGGCUACACGGCCGCCUCGCUGGGCUUUGGAGCUGUCGACUGUCUAGACUACAAGGACCAAUCUGCCUGGAAGCUCAAUUUCAAUGCCACUGACUGUCUGGACUACAAAGACCAGAACUCCUGGAAGUUCCAGGUCUUGUAAAUAACAACAAGUGGGAGGUGGGGAGGGAAGGGGAUCGAGGAACAAGUGAGAAAUCCAAGUAGGGUGACUAACCCAAGUUUACUUUUUGUGUGUUUUAGAGGAAGGCAGAGACCUCGGGACACAGAAAUCAUUUAAUCAUAUCAGCCGAAGAAUAAAUCAGCUGAAAUAAUGUCUUCAUUUUUUCAAAACAAUAUGCGUGGAAGUGAACUGAUCUGUUGAGGUUUGGCCUGUAACAAAGAGAUAGCAGCAAUGUUUCAAAGUGAGGUAGAAAUCAGCCUUGAAAUCAAGGAAUGGCAAUAUCUGUACAAUAAAAUUAGUAAGAAAGAACAGAAAGAGCUUUAAUUGUCCAUCUCAGAGGAAUAGAGGGGCGAAAUUAUUGUUUUUUAAAUACAGUAUAACUAUAUUAAUGACAAGAGAAUUCAGAGUCAAUGUGCAUAAAGAAACACUGAAUGCAUCCUUUUGAUUUGAGACGCACUUUUGGUUUCUAGGCAUUUUGUCCUUCUGAUCUGUUUGAUAGAGCUGAACUCAGCUGAACUCAGAAACUGUCUGACUGGCCUUCACUGAGACCACAUUUGAAGCAGAGCUUAUUUUUUAAUUUGCCACAGCACAACAGUUCAGUGACCUACAAGUUUACUGCAUAGACAGCCUUCAAGCCGACGUGUUGAAGCACCAGAAAGAGCAAGAGCUCGUCUUUACUUCUCCCUCCCGUUCUUUGUCUUGUAUUUUCUGCGAUGCGUUUCUUUUAUGAAGCUGCUUUUUCAUCAGCCAGCACACUCGAAAUGUUUUUAGCCAAACUCAACUAACCCAAACAGACAUCAUAAGGAGUGUCUUUACAUGGUGGCCACUAAUCCAAUAACAUGUGAAAAAUAUUUAGCAGACAGAAGCUGAUGAUUCCCAGUAGCCUUGUGUGAUACUGACCCUCUGCAGCCUGUGUGUGAUACCAGCGGAGGGGGUAGAGUUGGUCACUGAAGUGACUGCAGUACAAACCUGUUGCCUUUGAGCAUGGUUGAAAUCAUUAGCAGAAUGGCUCGUACAUUGUUAGUUUAAUAGGAUCAUUUCCAGACCAUUUGGGCAACAAUGGUCUCAUUGUGGCUAUUGGCAGCCGAGUACUCCCCCCCGCCCCCACUCCAUCUCACGGUUUUUGCAUGAGGUUAGCGGAUCUUUGAAGCAGUUCUUGAAUCUACGAAUGGCUUUAUUAUAAACUUGUUAUCUGACAAACUGCUCCAGUGAGGUAUUUGACAGGAGAGAAGACUGCACCAGAGAAAGGGAAGGGACUGGGCCGCCAUGCGGCCCCCCUUUGCACAGAGAGUUUGGUGCCUCUCUCAACACCAGCCUGUAAAGAUGUGAUGGGUACCACUUUAUGUGUUUGAUGUAUCGUUUGAUUUUUUUUUUGUAUUAGAAUUAAACAAUAUUAUGUUUCUUUAAAAAAAAUUGUGAAUGCGUUGAAGUAAAAAUUGUGGUAAUUUGUUUUGAAGUUGAUAUUAUUAUCAGUAUUAUUACUAUCAUUAAUAUUAUGUCUUCAGCUGACAUGGACAUUGCUACUAUUCAUUUUUGUCGUUCUUUUGUAAAUAUUAAAACUUGAAAAUGCAAUCAUGUCUGGUAUCAGCAAUGAGUUGUUACGCAGGCGCUCCACCCAACAGAAUCUCUCUCUUAAUUUCUAGAAAACUGCCAACUUUUUAUUUUUUCUGUUUAUAUUUUUCUGGUUUCUGCUUCUUCUUCUUUUUUCAAACUCAGGGGUUUAUCCAGUAAAAGUAGCAGUAAUAGGAUACAAUGCUGUUCAUGCUUCUUAAUCAUUUACUGUACUUUUAUCUUUUGCUUUACUUUAAUCUUCUCUGCUUAUUUUUCUGACAUGAAUUAUUUUGUAUAUUUCAUUUGUCUCCUGUGUUCGACCAGUCUCACCACUACCAUGCUAGA